Ahaetulla prasina is the source of this 2753-nucleotide messenger RNA. It is a transcript of the gene NAT9, whose product is annotated as N-acetyltransferase 9 (putative). Gene Ontology annotation, molecular function: N-acetyltransferase activity. The record is from RefSeq and is a predicted model, not a curated record. Bases 684 to 1322 code for a protein of 212 amino acids. Gene Ontology annotation, biological process: protein acetylation. NCBI's taxonomy places the organism in Eukaryota, Metazoa, Chordata, Lepidosauria, Squamata, Colubridae. The transcript is spliced from 7 exons.
GAGUUGAAAUCCACAAGUUCUUAAAGUUGCCAAGGUUGGAGAGCCCGAUUUGGAUGAUUUAUUGAUUGAUUAUGUGCCAUCAAGUCAGCGUAUAAUUCUCUGAGGUGCAAAUGACAAGGGUCAAGUUACCCUACUUCAGACACAUGUAAAUACCCAGAACUUUGGGAAAAAGCUCUAAUGUUGGGAAAGGUGGAAAAAAGAAGAGAGUGGACCAGCAUUACGGUGGCAAUGAGGCACCCAUUGGGAAACUUCAACGAACCAGUGAGGGAUCAUGGAGAAAAUUAUGUGGUCACUAGGAGUCAAAAAUGAUUUGGUGGCACAUAAUCAUUUGUGCCUCGAGUGAAAAGUCUGGUUUGAUUUGUUCGAUGAUCCAUUGAUUUGUUUACUUGGCUGCCCAUAGAAUGUUGUCCAACACAAAUGGCUCAAAAGCUUCAAUACUCUUCUUAUAUUGCUUCUUCAACUUUCAAAAUCAGAAACUGGAGGAGCUUAUUUAACCAGCAGCUACAAAGGGCUAUACAAACCUAAGCUUAGAGUUAGCUUGAUCUUUUUUUCUUUCUGACCUAUUUUUUUUCUACAUCUAAAACCCUUCAUAGUGGGUUUUAAUGAACCCUUACUUCCAGUUGUUCUCCACAUUACCUUCAUACGCUUCCCAUUCCUGAUUUAACUUGUGACUCAUCAGUGCUAUGAUUCAGGCUAUGAAGAUUAACCAAAACACUGUCCUGCAGGGGAAGAGGGUAGCCCUAGUACCAUACACGUCUGCUCAUGUACCCAGAUACCAUGAGUGGAUGAAGUCGGAAGAACUACAGCAUCUGACUGCAUCUGAACCACUAAGCCUUGAACAGGAAUAUGAGAUGCAGUGCAGCUGGCGGGAAGAUGCAGAUAAAUGCACAUUUAUAAUACUUGAUGCUGAAAAGUGGUCUAGCCAGAAAGCCACAGAAGAAGACUGUAUGGUGGGAGAUGUGAACUUGUUCCUUACCAAUUCUGAAGAUCCAACAGUGGGGGAGAUAGAAAUCAUGAUUGCAGAGCCCAGCUACCGUGGCAGAGGGUUUGGCAAGGAGGCCACUCUCAUCAUGAUGUUUUAUGGAAUUACGCAUCUUGGAGUCACCACUUUUGAGGCAAAAAUUAAAUUGGAAAAUGAAACCAGUAUUGGCAUGUUCAAAAAAAUUCAUUUUAAAGAGGUGGGAAUAAAUAGUACCUUCCAAGAGGUGACACUGAAACUGAUUAUGGACGAACAGGAGAAACAGUGGCUUCUUGAGCAAACUAACGGAGUGAUUGAAACAAAAUACAGUGCCAUGAAACUAAAUCACAAUUGCGACAGCUGAGAAGCUGUGCUCAAUUUGUCUCAAAUUUAGAAAGAUUGCUUUUUAUUGUCCAAAAUUGGAAAUUGUGUCCUGAAUCCAUGGCACUAGUUCUUGCUGAAGAAGAAAAUGAAGUAUGACCUCUGCCUUGUUAUUGCCUUAGGUAGUUUUUGCUAAGGAUAUAAACAUCUAGGAUAGUUACAAUAAACUGCCUCAUUUUAGUGAGAAAAAAGAAUUUUCAGCUGAAACUCAGCUUGAACUGAAUUUGAUCAACAGCUGCUGUCAAAAUGAUGUCCUGGACUUGUUUACUGUAUAAUUCAGUGCAAAAAGCAAGGUAUGACUGAGCUGCAUUUUGAGGCAAAGAACUCAAGGAUGAUGUUACAAAUAGGUUGAGAGUGCUCUCACUAUACCAUUUAUGAUUAAUCAUCUGUGAGGAUUGGGAGUUGGAAGCAUCAUGUUGUGUGGUCUAUAUGAGUCCAAGCAGUGGUGGCAACUGAGAUAAGUGGGUCUGAACACUGCUUUGGAGUGUCCCAGGGUUCAACCUUUUAGAGAAAUGCCAGCCUUGACUGACAAAGGCUUCAGACAGAACAGAUAUGCAAUCUGGGGAGUCCUCAUGGACUCACAACUGCUGAAAGAGCAUGGUGGAAGCCAAAACCAAAGCAGCCUUUGCCUGGUUUCUGAUGGCGUGUCAAUUGCAGCCUUAAGUGGAACACUGAAGACAAUCGCCUUUGACAUCUCUUUCCCAGGCUACUGUUAGUCUGCUGACCCUGGGGCUGCCUUUGAAGACCACUAUGCAGAUCCAAAAUGCAGAGACUUACAGUCUUAUGUCAUGACAGCAUUGCUGUGGUAUCUGUUCUAUCAUUGUGUUUCUGAGUGCAAUUCAAGAUGCCAACUGCUACCUUUACAAUUUCAUGUGGUCUGGUAUCUUUCCCAGACUGAUUCUAACUGCCCAAUUUGGAUAACAGAGAGCCCCUGCGAAGGGGUUCCCUCAACUGUGAGAUGUGAUAGGAGAAAAUCUGUCAACAGUUUUGUCUUUGGGAGCUCCCUUCUUAAGGAACAGCCUACCUCAAGGUUACUUCAGAAAAUUUUUAAAAACUCAAUGAUUCCAGUAGUCCUUUUGAGAAAUUUUUGUGGAGUUUCCAACACCAAAAUUGAUUUUAUUGUUCUAUUAUUUAUUAUUUAACAUUACUUUGCUAGUAUAUUUAUGUAACAGCUAGAAUCUUUCAGGAUUAAGGCAGUAGAUAAAGCUCAUACUAAUAAAGAAAUGCAGCAAUAAAGGGGGUUUGGGUGUUAAUGGGAUACCAUGAUAUGCUUAUUGUUUUGUUUAGAUUGGUUGGUUCCUCAUCAGUUACGUAUAUUGCUAUGUAUUAUAUUCUGUUCUGUUUUUGCAUUGUUUUUAUCUGCUGUAAGUCACAGCAAAUCACUAAUGUGAAUCGGGCAACCGUACAAAUCCAA